This is a messenger RNA of Symbiodinium natans, 9033 nucleotides long. NCBI's taxonomy places the organism in Eukaryota, Dinophyceae, Suessiales, Symbiodiniaceae. The record is from the annotation of a GenBank genome assembly.
AUGCACUACGACAUCGGGUCCGAACACGAGGAAGGUGAGGAGGAAGAGGAGAGGGAAGAUGACCCCAUCAUUGAUGUCACCGAUGCACCGGGGGAAGAAGAAGUAGACUAUGAGCAGGAUACUUACCACAACAAAGAUCUUCGAGACCUGAAAAUCCCUGCACUUCCUUCGACAGCCGCGGGAUAUCGAGCAUGGAGGAACGGCGUUUUGACAUCGUUCAGCAGCAUAGACAAGAGUGGGAACGCCAGGAUACUGAGAUGGCUCCAGGUCGCCCUUGAUCCAGCCAUAGGAGACCGACAGAUGCGCAAUCUGCAGGUCACGUCUGACGGCCUUCCCCGCCUUGAUGCAUUCCUGGCUGCACAGCUUACAGAUCCAAAACACCUCAAGGGAGACUACGGAGUCGCUGCCCAGGCGUUCACCGAGCGAGCACAUGCGUUAGGCGUGCAGCCUUCCGGGCGUGCGCUGUUGGCAAUGCUCAGCCGAAGGUGUCGGGUAGACCGGAUCAGGGGGGCGACAGUCUCCCAGCAGACACUCUUAGCCAUCCAGCUCGAAGGCUUCAGCCAACAACAACUGCAAGCCUUUAGAGAAAAGGUUGAGUUUUGUUUGAACGGUUUCAGUCCCGAAGCAUGGCCCGCUGAGUCUACCUUGUUUAGCUGGUUAUACUCCAAGCUCAAGCACUGCAGGCUUCUUUCCAGAGCAGUCGACAAGAUCAAAGACUCCAAUCCAGGUAGCAACAAGCGAACCUUUGCGUGGUUGUGGUCGCAGCUUGUCGAAUUGCUAGAUGAGCUGAGAGAAGAAGCAAACGAAGAGUCAAUUCGUGACACUCUCAUCAAGCCCAAAGCCAAAGCUGCUCCCGCCCCAAAGAAAGAGGAGCGUUCCCGCGAUAAGCCGGACAAGCCCACUCCUGCCAAUCCAGCCCCUCCGGCCAAGACCAAAGGUUCUGGGAAGGAUGGGAAAGACAAGGAUGGCAAGGGAAAGGGGGGUAAAGGGAGUGGUAAGGGUGCAGAUUCACAGAAAACACCAAACAAGCCAAAGGCGAAAUCAGGCGGUAAAGGCCAGGGCUCCAAAGCUGAAGGCAAAGCCCCAAGCAAAGGAAAUGCCCCCAAAGCUACCGUACCAUGCCUGUUCUUCCCAAAGGGAACGUGUAACCGGGGUGAGAAUUGUCCGUUUUCGCAUGAGACCUCUCCCGGUAACAAGGCCCCAGGGUCAAAGACUACUGGAGCUAGCGCUACGGCAAAGAGCUCUGCCGCAGCUGUCGCCCUGCUGCUUCCCACUACGGCGCGGGGUGCCUCGGUCGAUGGUUCCUCCACACCGAGCAAGACAACCUUUUGGAAGCGUUCAGGAUUGAGUAGGUUCUUCCAGUUCGUUUCGGGGUGGUUUACUGUGUUCAGCAACAUCUGCGCUCCUGCCUGUCCCGCCACUGUCACUCCGUUGCUUGUAGCAUCUCAGCAUCAGCACCCGCAACAGGGAUGGUUCUACCACGAGUGGAUCGCUGAUAGUGGUGCAGGUAGAUCCCUAGAGAGUCGUGAAGCCCUCAAUGAACAAGGCAUUCCUGAAGACGCAUACGCACACAUGGCCGAACAGGCACCCACAGUAUCCUUUUCCACAGGGAAUGGUGUCGUUGAUUCAGGGCUCAUGCUUGGCUUCGAGGGUUCCAUUCUAGGAAACAAUUCUGCAUAUCUCCUGGACAACUGCCCUAGUGUAAAAUCACUUGGUGAGCUGGUAGAGACAAAGUCUAUGCCGUUUGUAUGGUUGCCAGGAAAGCUUCCGAUGUUCCUGUCGAGUGUCGAACACGUUCAGGUCAUUGAAGAAUCCGCCAUAUGUGCCGAUAGAGUUGAGGGAAAUGUUCCAAUCUUCAGGGAACAGGUCAGAUUCGUCUCGCCUUCCACUGUUGCGAUGCCUGGCUUCAUGAGCGAUGCUAGAAAGGCAAAGCCUCUUGCACGCACUACCAUAGAGCCUUCACGGCACACCACGUAUCGACCCUCGCCGCAUAUCACGGAGGAGUCUACCUUGCUUGAGUUGUUGCAGGAUCCAGGGGUGCCGUCAAAGACCGCCUCCGGGUCUAGAGAUCCUCCACCUGACUCUGAUGACGAGCUGAAGUCUAGGGCAAAGUCCUCUUCAGCAAGAAAGCCAAAGGCUAAACCAAGUCCAAAGGACAAGGUCAAAGGUGCAAAAGCUCCUAAACCUGCUGAAGCAGCGAAGGCUCCGGAACCUCCUGCUCCAGUAGAACCCGAGGUCCCGCCACCUCCACUUCCUCCACCUGCCAUUCCGCCAGGUUCUGGGUCGGACUCAGGAGAGGACGUAACAUCAGAACGUCAGAAGCAACUCAUCAAGGAGGCCUCUUCAAUGGCACACAAGUUGACGCAUAUCCCUAAGAAUCCCUACUGUGAGAUAUGUCAGCGAAGCCGCAUGUAUCGACAAAGAGUCACCAAGAAGCGUGCAGAGCCUCUCGAAGACAGAGGUGACUUGCCUCCUGCUGAACAGUUUGGCGAGAGGAUUGCAACAGACUAUAUAAUCCCUUCGAAGCGUGAGCAUGCAGUCCAUGUCAUCAGGGAUGAAUAUAGUGGUGCACUGCGAGCUUUUGUCUGUGCGCGCACAGCUGAGAGAGCAGCUCAGAACCUCCUUACCUUUGUAGGCGCCCGAUACAAGCACCUCCCGAACGUGUUGUGUAAGGCUGAUGAUGCAAAGGAGUUAAUAGCUGCCGUCUCACAAAUAGGAUGGGUGCAUGAAGCGACCCUAGAAAACAGAUUUCCACACAACGCCCAACUUGAGAGAGAGAUAAGAACUCUCGAGGAAUCGACUCGCGCGGUGCAUUUGGCUGCUGGGUUCCAUGUGGUUCCAGAUCUGUGGCAUGUGUCCGUGCAGUUUGCCGCGCAGACUUUGACAGUUGUACCGUGGCAGGGCAAAGACAAGUCGCGUUUCGAGGUUGCAACUGGUUCCCCAUUCGAAGGCCCAAGGCUUCCCUUGGGACAGUUGGUGCAUUACAGGAUCCAUGACCCCAGCCGCAGGCAUAAGUUCGAAGCUACAACUGCUCCCGGACUAUUUGCAGGUUGGAGGUUUGAGCACGGAUUUGUGUAUCGUGACGUGAUCUGGGUGCUAGACUAUGAAGCCGUCAAGUCCAAGUCGAUUGGGUAUAGGGACAUGAUCCCCGUGCCAUAUGCGGAAGUGCAUGUCCCAGAGACUGAGACCUUCCCGCUAAAGGCCGCGGCGGAUCUUGCUCUUCGCGUGUUCCAGGAUCCCAAACUUGAGGCUAUCACAGCGCUGGACAUACCAUUCAGCUCAUUGUCCCCUGCUGAUCCUCCUCGAAGGCGCGCAGAGUACAUUACGCUUGAACGCAUUCUUAAGUUCGGUGCCACACCAGGAUGCAAAGCGUGCACUUUCGAUUCCGUGAAGCAUAGUCCUAAAUGCCGAGCAAGAUUCGAUGCCCUGAUAAAGGCUGAUAGGAUUGCGUUGACGUCCAAGCCCCCUGAGCCAGUUCCUCCAGCUGAGCUCCCCGAAGGCGUUGGUCUCCACCCUUCGAGUGAGCCCGCUGUAGAAGGUCUUGUUGCGAAGGUCGAGCUCGGUGUGACGCAAGUCUUUGUCGAUGCCAACAGGGAAAGAGUCCGCCAAAGAAAGGUGCAAACGCUCAUAGGCAAGGAUGUGUUGUUCGAAUAUGCGUGUGGCGACAGUUCAGAGCUUUCGCAAGCUGCAUCCGAAAUUGGCAUCAACAGUAUCCGCUUAUGCCGAAGCAUGAUUGAUUUGUCCAACGAAGAACAUGUCAAACAAGUUCAAGGUCAGGUCGAAGCAUCGCCAGGUUGUGAUGUGUGGCUCUCAUUGCCGUGCACCGAGUUCAGUCCGUGGCAGAACAUGAACGUCCAUAGGCAUGGGGCGAAGUACGGAAAGGGUCUUCGGAAUCGCCAAGAGAAGAGCAAGCUUAUGUUCUUGUAUGCCCGCAAGGUACUCGCAACUGCCAUCGCAAAUCAUGGAAGGAUCGCAGUCGAGUGGCCCAAAGGGUCCGGCUGGUGGGAUCUCCCUGAAUGGAAAGAAUUUCAGGAUGAACAUGGUCUACACAAAGUGUCUUUUGAUGGCUGCAUGGCUGGAGUGAAGGGCCGAGAGCAUCCAAUCCGCAAGCCCUGGAGCGUAGCCACUAAUGAUCUGCGACUUGUUCAAUUUCUUGGACAACUGCAAUGUGACGGUAGCCACCAGCACGAGGCCGCCGAAGGCUCACAAACAAAGCAGACUGACGCAUACCCACGAGAGCUCGCUCACAACAUCGUCGAAGCGUGGUAUCCGCAACGCUACCAUCGCCACAUCCCCUCCAUGGUCACGAAGAACUUAACAAAGCGGGAAUGGAAAGCAGACCCGCGCGGAGUUGCAGCCGUGAAGAAGGAGGCAGAAGGGUUACGUUCUAACGGAACGUGGGAUGAUUUGACAGUCUGUCUUUUGUCUUCCUUGCGUGCCGAUGCAAAACGGCAAAACCGUAAACUCAAAAUUGCAGAGCUUCUCACAUUAUGUGGGAUAAAACAUUUCGAACUCCCUGAGCAUGAACACAAGUUCAAAGGGAGAAUCGUGUACAGGGGGGACUGCAUUUUUGACCAGUUCGGAAACCAUGUUCUUUUUGAAGACGUGGCUACCACACCAACUUCCUUGGUUGCCCUUAACAUCGCAUUGUUUUUCGGCUGCCAAGAUGGAAACGCAGUGAGCCUUGCAGAUGCCAUUCAGGCGUUUCUUCAAGCUGACCUCGCUGAGGCAGGAGAGCCCGACACAUGGGUUAUCCUCCCCGAGGAGCUGUGGUUGGACACAUGGCACAAAGCGUACCCAUCAGGGUCGAAGUUGGUGGUAAGGUUGAAGCGAAGCUUAUAUGGCCAUCCGCUUGCUGGCAAACUAUGGCAGAAACACCUAGCCUCUGUUCUCACUUCCUUUGGUGGCAUUGAGAUGGAUUUGUUUCCUUCAAACUUCAUCUUUCAAAUGGGUUCCCAUACCCUGCUACUUAACGUGUAUGUAGAUGACCUAACGUUGUCGGGAGCAAAGCAUCUUCAUGCACAGUUUUGGAAAAGGCUGAGAGCGCAUAUCAAGCUGGAAGACGAAUGUUACAUCGAAGCCUCGAAUGCACGGAUCCUUGGCAGAGGUCACCGAAUCCAACGAGGCAGUGACUUCACAACUCUUGUGCUUGAUAUGUCUGCUUUCGCAGAGCAGGUCGUCGAGGCGUACUGCGAGCUUGCUGAUGUCCCAAAGGCAAAGCUCCGUAACGUCACAACCCCAAGUUUGUCCGAGGCGUUAAUGUCAGAUGAGGACCUGCAGCAACCCGGCACACUGAGCCAUGUAGCUGCAAAGGUACUUAUGAAAGCACUUUGGCUGGGUCGGUUGGCUCGCCCUGAUCUGUGUUUCAUAAUCGGUCGGUUAGCGUCACGAGUGGCCGCGUGGACUAAAUGGGAAGACAAGCAGUUACUUCGCCUGAUUUCGUAUCUUCACGGUACAACAGGCUUAUGUUUAGCUGCUACUGUGAACCAUCACGAAGCUCCCCAGAUCCACAUCUUCACUGACAGUGAUUUCGCCUCUUGUCCGCAUAGUGCAAAAUCGACGAGCGGGAUCUACAUGACUAUAGGGUCAACAGAUUUCCGCUUUCCGCUGUGGUGGGCAUCUAAGAAACAGACGAGUGUUGCAAGAAGCACUCCCGAGGCUGAGGCCAUAGCAAUGGCUUCCGCCAUGUUUGGUGAGGCCUUGAACAUUCAGGUCAUGAUGGAGCAUCUCCUCGGUCGUGCUAUCGACGUCGUAUUCCAUCAAGACAACGAGACCUUGCUCAAAGUCCUGGCUACAGGCUAUUCGGCGAAGCUGAGACACUGCAAUCGAGUCCACAGGGUCAACAUUGCAUCAAUGUCUGAACAGCUAGAGUCGCCACAAGUCACUGCCGUGUACUGCAAGAGCGAAUCUCAGAUAGCUAAUGGCCUAACAAAAGUCAUUCCACCUGCAGAAUGGCCACAUACUCUCGCACAGUUUGGCUUGACAGCAUCCAGCGAUGGACCCCACCUGGAAACUGCCGUCGCCGCACUUGCAGAGGCAAAUCUUGCCGCAGAAGUCUUCGCAGGCAGUUGCCCAAAGGUCCCGACUUGUCAGCAUCUGGUGCAGCUACUGACGUUCCUGGACGUCAAGUACAUCCAGCGCGCAAGGCUGCUUCACUCCCAGGCUGGCUACUCUGCGAUGGUUUCCUACUGGAGCGGCAAGCUCGCCAAGUUGGUCCCGUCGACUCAGACGGCGCGACGUAAGGCGUCGAAGCUGACCCUGGUGGCGCUCGUUUUCUCCAUCAGCGCCCGCUCGGCGCCUUGGCUACAGCUCGCGGCAGGCCACAUGCUUUGCCGAGGAGCAUGCCGGGGUCGAAUACAUCUCCUGGCCAGCGUUGGCAAGUUCACUGAGUCUGUCCGAGGCCUCCAAAGCUGCUGGAGCUCCCUUGGCAGAACCUUGCCUCUCCGAACGCCGUGGCGGCACCUGGGACUGAGCCCCGAGCUGAAUCUUCGGCAAGGGGCUCUUUCCGUCAGGGCGGUGGGCCCUGACUCGGCUGCGAGUGUCUUCGUGCCCUUGCAGUACCUUUGGCAGGUGGAUGCCAACUACGACUGGGGCAAGCCGAGCAGUGAGAAUUAUCAGGCAACAUCUGGGGGAAACAACUCGGGGCUGUUCGCGGACAUCCGCAAUCGUUUGGACAUUGCGUACCAUGGCUACUACUUGGAGCGACGGCAGCGAUUGCAGGAUGAGAUGUUGCAAGAUGUCCUCGCCACUGGGCUGCCGGACGAGCGCCCGUGGAUUGUGUAUACUGCUGGAGCUAUGGGAGCAGGAAAAUCUCAUGUCGUGCGCUGGCUGUCUCGCAAUGACUACUUUGCGCUUCCAAUCUUUGUACAGAUCGACCUUGACCGCUUCCGCACCCAGUUGCCCGAGUGGCCUGGUUAUGUCGCACGGAAUUCGGCUACGGCCGGUCAGCUAACGCACCGCGAAGCAGGUUACUGCGCCGAGAUUGCGCAAGAGGCAGCACUCCAAAGAUGUAAACAUGUUUGGGUCGAUGGAUCCCUUCACGAUGCUGAGUGGUAUGCCUCGGAGUUUCGCCGCAUUCGCAAGGAGCACCCGCAGUACAGGAUAGCAAUGUACCACGUUGUCGCCAAUUGGACCACAGUGCAAGGUCGCGCCGCCGCCCGCGCUAACCAAACUGGGCGAGUGGUGCCAAAGGACGCGCUUCAGAAGUCGUUUCGUCAGGUGCCGCAGGCGGUGCGGCAGCUGCAGCCGCUGGUAGACUUCUACGCGCGCAUCGAGAACCAGGAGGCCUCGCCGCGACUCGUAGAUGUGCGUGUGAAGAACGCACGAGGACUGAUCGAGAAGCCGCCGUGCUCAUGGGACGUCCUUCGAUCUGAGUUCGCGCCCCUGCGGGGAGCCAGCCAAGAAGGUGCGCUGAAGUCGUGGCUACAGCGGCUCAUCGAUGAGGAGCACGUCCUCAUCUUCACACACUCACAGGGCAGUGGCAGCUGCCAGCGAUUCCUUACGGAGGUCCUGGGCAUCCCAGGGGUUCGGGUGCUCGAGCUGGACCAGAUGAGCUCGUGGCCUUUCGAGGAAGACACGUGGGAGGACAAGGGCAGUGGCCGAAUGUCCACCACCAAGGAAGGCUUUGGCUUCGUAGUUCUUCAUGAGCUGAGCAAGAUGACCGGAAUGGACACCGUACCGCAGAUCUUCGCCGGAGGCACCUUUAUUGGUGGUUGCGAGCAGCUGCAGCGGCUGCAACAAUCGGGGCUCCUGACCCAACGAAUUCAAUCCGCUGUGCAGGCUGCAGAGAGAAAACGGCUGCUGCUCCCGCUCCGGGUCUCUUGCAGACCACCACUGGAGAUCAGCCUCUAUGUACGCAGCCAGGACCUGCCGCAUCAGAAACGAGCGCUCGACGAGCUGACGGCGGCGGCUGUAGAGGCAGGUUGGCCUCACACCGCUGUCGUCAGCAUGGCUGAUGCGGAGAAGGAGUUUAGACAUGAAGGCUUGUGGAGCUUCCUGCCAUGGAUCUGGCAGUCCGAGCAGAAGCGGAAGGGCAGUGGCAGAGGAAAGAGGCAAGCAGGCGGAAGCCAACGCUGGACUGUCUUUGCAGAGCCGGCGACCAUGGUCGACCCAGCCAGGCUCGAAGAGAUUCUGGCGGGCUACGACGCCAAGGAACCUUGGUACCUGGGCCGUUCGCUGACGGACGACCAGAUGUCCAUCAUCCAUCACUACCAGCAGGAGCCGGCCUAUCCCUUGGGACAUGCCGCCUUUGCCUUAAGCGCAGCUCUUCUGAGGAAGGUCGUGCAAGACCUGCAGGACAAGCCCCUGGGAGGUGGCCAGCAGAUUGAGCCCGUUUGGGAGCUCGCGAACCGCCUGAGCAAACUGGGAACGCACAUCCACGACCGCAAGGACGCUUUCUGCUUGCGCAAGGCCACGGGCUGUGCUACGUGGGUACGAGAGUUGGACAGAUACCGUCCGGCCAUGGGUCUGUCGCCCCGAGAUGUGGUGAUUGCCGUGAAGACCGUCGGCAAGUUCCACCAGCCGCGAAUUCCGCUGCUGAAGGAGUUUUGGGCAGAUGCCAGCCCCAGUGAUGUGCUUUACCUCAGCAAUGAGGGUGACGAUGGCCAGCUCGGUGCAACCGUCAUCGACCUGAGCCGGGAAUUUGGCGACAUGGUUGACCCAAGCAAGGAGUCGACCAAGCAGGGCAGUGGGCACUGCUCGAAGAUGCAAGCCAUUCUCAGGUAUUUGAGUAAACAUCAGCCGCAGCGGCGAUGGUAUGUGAUUACGGAUGAUGACACGCUUCUGAAUGUGCCGCGGCUGCUGCGGGUACUGGACUCCCAUGACGACCAGAAGGCCGUCUAUCUCGGUGAGCGGUAUGGCUGGUCGCACACAGAAGAUCGGGAAGGUACCAACUACAUCACCACUGGGGCCGGAAUGGCGCUGUCAGCCAAAGCGCUGCAGCUCGUCGUCGCAUGCUCAUCCUGCACAUGUCGAACUCCAGACAGUCCAGAUGACAUGACGUUGGGCUCGUGGUUUCGGUCGCUGGGCAUCCAG